Messenger RNA from Cyprinus carpio (common carp), 2566 nucleotides. RefSeq names its product transcription cofactor vestigial-like protein 3. Lineage: Eukaryota; Metazoa; Chordata; Actinopteri; Cypriniformes; Cyprinidae. Gene Ontology annotation, biological process: regulation of transcription by RNA polymerase II. Gene Ontology annotation, cellular component: nucleus. The record is from RefSeq and is a predicted model, not a curated record.
UCCGUGGCUCUGUGUUGAUGCGCUGUCUGUCUGUAGGUGGUGAAGCCUCGGCGGGGACGCUUUUGUUUUUAUGCUAAUAUUUUUCUUUUACAAACUGCGGAGCUUUUGUCAGCGCUCAGGUUUAUAUUGGGGGGAAUGAUGAGCACAUUCAUCUGUGGCUGAGGAAGCUGUCCUGUCCCUGAAGAGCCUCUUGAGAUCGUCUAAGCCUCUGCCAUGAGUUGUUUGGAUGUUAUGUAUCAUCAGAGUUAUGGAGCUCAUCACUACCUGCCCGCGACUUCAGCAGCAGCAGCAGCGGCUUACAAAGCGGCAUAUUACCAGCAGCAGCAGCAGCAGCAGCAGCAGCAACAGCAGAAGAAGUUCAGUGCCUACAGCAGGAUGCAGGACUCUGAGGAGUUUCGCUCUGACUGUGGCCAGAGUAAGCAGCCUGGAGCGCUGAAGCCCCGUCCUGAGCCUGAGCUCUCACCAGAGGAGGAGCAGAGCGCUGGUGAAGAGGAGCGCUGCAAGGAGACGCAGCCCGCCGAGGCCGAGUACUUGAGCGCCAGGUGUGUGGUGUUCACUUAUUUCCGUGGAGACAUCGGGGAUGUGGUGGACGAGCAUUUCUCACGUGCGUUGAGCCAGGCCAGCGCCUUCAGCAAUGACGCCAAGACCAGCAGACUUCAGUCAGGAGGACCAUGGAAAGAAGGAAACUCCCACGCCGAGGGUCAACCUUUACCGUCGUCCCUGUGGGGUAGCGGUUACCCAUCUCAGACCUCAUCUCACCCUGACUUCCCCCUCGCCGCUGCCUUCCACCCUGCCGACACUGGCCUCUGGAGCAGCCACAGCCUCGCGCAGACCGGCCUGCACCCUCCCUCUGCUCUAACUGACUCUUGGCACUACGGCCUGGGGGCCCAGGGUGGAGCGGGAUACCAUCACGUACACGAGAUGUACCCUCACAUGCACCCCCGUCAUCCACCCCCACACUCCCACGCCCACCACAUGCUCCAUCACGCCCACAGCCCCGCUCUGGACCCGCGCUUCAGCCCGCUUCUGCUGCAGGGAGUAAGAGCAUCUUGCAGCCCGACGUCCUGCGCAGACGGAAUCAAAACUGAGCUGGAACCGAGUAGCAUCCCAGCACCGAGCUGGCCCGCUUCUUUCCAUGGGUCAGUGGACAUCUAUCAUGAUACAGUGCUUGAGCAAGACAAAGCGAAGGCCAGUGUUUGGUUCUGAGACAGAGGAGAUCGACUGGACUCCAUGCCUGAGACUGGACCACUUCUGCAGCUGAGGCCCACAGCACUGCGUGUGGAUUCCUUCCUCACAGGACUUUCUUGGAAACUAUUCAGGGGAACAUCAGUCUCUAUCAGUGAGACGAGCACAAAAACAGCUUUGGGCAAAACUAGUGUUUUUGUAAAGCAUACCAUCCUGUCUGAGCUUGUGCCCGCUCAUGGACAGAGAUCCAGUUCUGGACGCUUCUGUAAAGACCCCAAAUGAAGUUGAAGAGGUAUAUCUCCCUCUUUCUUUACACAAAAGAGGUUUUCUCGAGACGGCUGAUGCUUUAGAACUGCGUUUAUGUACUUACCACAGGUUCUGUUGAAAGAACUGAUUGUAUUCGUACAGCAGGCAGAAAUGUGUGAGAAAAUCUUGAUUUACUUUAAUAUAUUUGUCUUGUGUUUUCUGUUCAUGUUAAUAGAUUGUUUUUGAUGUCUGCCUUCGAGGAAUAAAUCAUUCGUUUUACUGCUAUACAUAAACUGCUAAGUUUUAUUGGCAAACAAUCUGUUUUGUUUGGAUGGAUUCAUUAAAUCAUUUCAGUGAUUACUGUCUCUUUAAAUGUUGUCAGUCGUAGCGCUUCAUAAUUUCGCAUUUAUUUUAAAUCUGUUUACUUUCCCUCAUCAAUAAGGCAUUUUAGAGGUCAGUGGCACCAAAACACCGCUUAUGCUGCUCUUGACCAAUUUUGGGAAGGAAAUAAGGAGAACGCAAAGUCCCAGAAGGGAUAGUGUCAUUCCAUUCACAUUUAAGCUGCACAAUCUGGGACGUGUCAUAAAUGGAGUUAUAUUGCAAAAAUGUUUAUGUGAAUGCUCUUAAAUGUCAAAAGUCGGUAUGCGCUUCCUGUCUGGCGGUCCAAGACGACUUGAACAAUUGCAGUUAAAACAGACUCCUCUCAUCCACUGCAGAUACGUCCUAAUAGAGGUCCAGAUAAACCGAAAGAAUGUGGCGAUCGGCCCCUUCAUGUAUCUUUGACCCAAAUCCUACACGAAGAAUGCAAAGAGCGUAGAAUAUGCAGUCUGGUGUGAAAUCGAACAUUAUUUUGGAGAGCUGCAGCUUUAAAUAUUUUUAUACAAGCGCAGUGCCAGAUAUUGCAUUAUAUUCGUCGUAAAAGACAGCUGUUGGGCUGGUUGUCCUGUGGCAGUGUGAAUGUGUGAGAUCUCUGAGCCUCACAUUCUUCACAUCAGCAGCUGCUCCAUACUGAGGCACAAUUAGACACUACUCCAUGAUAGAUUUCUCAAACUCAAAAAGAUUGAAUGUAUACACUUGUGGUGUGUGUUUUUAAAAAAAAACUGUAUUUGCAGAUAAUAUAAUAUCAAUAAAUGAA